CAAUCAAAGGUGGACAAAGUUCUCUGUGGUUUGAUGGAGGCUACAGCUAAAUGCUGCCUCCUCCAUAGUACAAUAUACAUUUUAUACAGUGACGUCAUGUUGAAGUCCUUUGGCUGAUGAUGGUCUUUAGUAUGUAGCUGAUGGUUGAUGAUGAGAUGUUUGUGUUGUUCUGUGGAGAUCGUUCAAGAACUGAACCUGUUAAACACUCAGACCUGCUUUAGAUUUCACUGCUUUAGUUAUGACGCACUUAUUUAUGGUCACCCUACAGCAGCGUAAACACACGUGACUCUAACGUUACUUCCUUCAGAGACGAUGAAUUGGACGUAUUGAGUUUGAACGAGUGUCUAAAAAGUCAGAUCUGUUCUCACAGUCAGAGACUUUCAGGAUCAUUUAAAGCUUAAAUUUAUUCUCAUGUAGUCAGGAUUUAAACUCAGGUUCAGUUAUUUCAAUAAAACCAUCCUGAGACAUUUAGAAGAAUCGAAGCGUCGGAAUUCAAGAAGACGGAAAUGUCUGCUGUGACUGCGUCGCUCUGCUCGACUUUGCUGUUUGUCGGCCUCUUCGUGUUUGUCUCUGCAGACCAGAAAAACAUCACAGCUGAGUCUGGACAGAACAUAAUUCUCCCAUGUCGAACUCCAAACAACAACACAAUCGGAUUUGUAAAGUGGAGCAAAACUGGCCUGAGAGAAGAAUAUGUCCUUUUGUACCGAGAUGGACACUUUGAUCCAGCCAACCAGCAUCCAUUUUUUAAGAACCGGGUGGAUCUGGAGGACAGACAGAUGAAGGAUGGAGACGUGUCUCUGAUUCUGAAGAAUGUGACGACUGCUGAUAAUGGGACAUACGAGUGUCGUGUCAUCAUGAGUGGAACAAAAAAUGCCCCCAGCAACAUCACACUGAGUGUUGUUGAUCCUCCAGGUCAGACAGGAGGACACACAGAGGAUGGAGGGAAGGAGGAUGGAUCUGUUGGACUGAAAGUUGGUCUUCCAGUUGCUGUUUUUCUUCUUUUUGUUGUUGUUGUUGUUGGUUUUCUGAUCUAUAGAAAACAUCAGAAAGGUGUUUUAUAACUGAACUGUUAAAAACAAGGAAGAAGGCAGGAGGACACACAGAGGCUGUAUCUGUUGGACUGAUUGUCAGUCUGUCAUUUUCUGCUGUUCUUGUUCUUGUUCUUGUUGCCGCUGUUGUCAGUUUUCUUUUCUAUCAAAAACAAAGGAGUGUUUUAUAGCUCAACUUUGAGAAUCCUUCUGUUUUUUUCAAUGUUUUCUUUGAAAAUAAAUAAUUAUCCUAACACAGAAACAGAUGAUGCUGAAUUUUACUCUGUCAGAUGACAAACAUGUCUAGAUUUCAUUUUGAUUUUGCAUUUCUCUGAUUAUUAUAAAACAUCUUUAGACUAUUAUAUCAACUUCAAUUUGAUAUAAUUAUAAUUACAUUACAACAUUAGAAUCAGUGGCUCUAUUUAUUCAGCUUUCCAGGUUAGCCGCUCAUCUCAGUGUAAAAGUUCAAAGCAAAUUCUUUGAAAAGUUCUUUAUAUUUCUGCCUCACUUAUAUGAUGAACAUCCAGGAGUUCCUAUUAUCAAACAAAACACAUCAAACAAAAUUUAGAGAUGGUUUUUUUUGGUGUUUCGCCACACAAAUAUUUCAGAAUGAGCUCAUUUCAAACAAAAGAUCUCAUGUUGUUCAUACUUUGAUUUUACUCAUUAUUCAUGAGUUCAGUGUCUCGUAUGUUGCAGUAUCAGAAUCAUUUCAGGUUCAGCUGUUUGUAAGAUCAAACGUUUUCUGUGAGAUUUGAAACACAAAUUAAUCCUCAUGUAGAGAUCAGCUGUUACAGUAUAAUUACUGUCACACAUACCGAACCGACUGACAACACAAACACUGUGUGUGAUGAAGAAAAGAUGAAUUACUGUAGAUUAUAGACGAUCAAUAAUCUGCCCGAUAGUGUUCAGGACUCAUCGGUCAGCUGCAGCUGAAUAACUGUUAUGAUGGACAGUGUUAUGAAACCAAAGUGAAGGUAAUUAUUUCCAUGUAGCUGCAGAGUCAGAGGUUUCCUCUCUGAUCUGUGAAGCUUUGAACUUUUCCUUCCAUGAAGGAGACGCUUCAGUCUGUUACUGCAGUUUAAAUAUUUCAAGACCAGGUCACAUAUUAUUAAUUAAUUUAUUGUCUCUGUAACUUUGUUCAUUGCUAAUAAAGUUUUGCAAACAACA
This is a messenger RNA of Oreochromis niloticus (Nile tilapia), 2195 nucleotides long. RefSeq names its product cell surface A33 antigen-like. The record is from RefSeq and is a predicted model, not a curated record. Bases 507 to 1061 code for a protein of 184 amino acids. Lineage: Eukaryota; Metazoa; Chordata; Actinopteri; Cichliformes; Cichlidae. Gene Ontology annotation, biological process: cellular response to lipopolysaccharide; immune response; positive regulation of T cell proliferation. Gene Ontology annotation, cellular component: external side of plasma membrane. The transcript is spliced from 3 exons.